Andrographis paniculata is the source of this 660-nucleotide messenger RNA. RefSeq names its product PHD finger-like domain-containing protein 5A. Bases 148 to 480 code for a protein of 110 amino acids. The record is from RefSeq and is a predicted model, not a curated record. Gene Ontology annotation, cellular component: U12-type spliceosomal complex; U2 snRNP; precatalytic spliceosome. Gene Ontology annotation, biological process: mRNA splicing, via spliceosome. NCBI's taxonomy places the organism in Eukaryota, Viridiplantae, Streptophyta, Magnoliopsida, Lamiales, Acanthaceae. The transcript is spliced from 2 exons.
GGAGGAUUAAAUUCUAAAUUCAGGAGUUAUAAACAGUGCGCAUACUUUGACUUAAAAGGGAAGGGGGCAGGGAAAAUUUCUUUUGCGUCUUCUGCCAAGGUGCAAUACACAAUCGGCGGCCGCCGCGGGAGGACAGUUAGAAAGAGCAUGGCUAAACAUCAUCCUGAUUUGAUAAUGUGUCGGAAGCAACCGGGAAUAGCCAUAGGCAGGCUGUGUGAGAAAGAUGAUGGUAAAUGCGUGAUCUGCGAUUCAUAUGUCCGCCCCUGCACUCUUGUGAGGAUAUGUGACGAAUGCAACUACGGCUCAUUUCAAGGCCGGUGUGUUAUCUGCGGAGGUGUUGGGAUCUCAGAUGCUUACUAUUGCAAAGAGUGUACUCAGCUGGAGAAAGACAGGGAUGGCUGUCCAAAGAUUGUCAAUUUAGGCAGCGCUAAAACUGAUCUCUUCUACGAGAGGAAGAAGUAUGGCUUCAAGAAGAGAUGAUGAUUGACAGCUACUGGGCCUGCAGCAGCAUAUGCGUUUUCCACUUGGUUGCAAAUGCUUAUGUGGUGUUGUAAAAGAUAGUUGCUGUUAUAAUUUUCAGAUGGAACAUUAGUUAAGGAUCUUGUGUUGAAUGACAUACACUCACUCUCAUAAUAAUAUCUAUUUGCAAUCUUGUGCUGA